Molecule: messenger RNA, 841 nt
Organism: Lonchura striata (white-rumped munia)
Lineage: Eukaryota; Metazoa; Chordata; Aves; Passeriformes; Estrildidae
Gene: CD24
Product: CD24 molecule
Biological process (GO): cell activation; regulation of cell-cell adhesion; cell adhesion
Cellular component (GO): external side of plasma membrane; membrane raft
Molecular function (GO): protein tyrosine kinase activator activity
Source: RefSeq, a predicted model, not a curated record
CCCGCGCUGCUAUAAAAGGGCCGGGCGCGGCGGAGCGGCGCAUCCCUCUCGCCCGCAGCCACAGCGGCAGGAGCAGCACCAGCAUCGCGGCGGGACAGCACCAGAUGGGCAUGGGGACGGCGCUGGCGGCGCGGCUCGGCCUGGGGCUCCUGCUCCUUGCCCUCCUCCUCCCCACGCAGAUCUACUGUGGAACAACUACCAAUGGAACAAGUCCAACACCUUCAAACAGUUCUUCAACAAGUUCCACUUCUCUGUCAGCUGUCACAAAUUCACUGAACAGUACCACCACUCACGGACAUGGAAAUUCUCUUCACUCAACCACAAGUCUUUUUUUCAUUCUCUCAGUUUCUCUUACGUAUUUUUGCUGUUAAGAGACUCUGGCAUGGAAAUGGCUACCACUCCCCACCCCGUUUCCUGAACCGCCUGAGAUGGCCAGAUCUCCAACCCAGCAUGAGAAGAAAUCAAUCCAAACUCCACAUCAAACCAGCCUGGUUCCACUCCAUACUCAAAUUAUUACCAGUCUGACCUAGAGAAACACUCAGUAUUCUGACUUUCAAAGCUGACCAGUGUGAAAAGAUCUGCUUCAGCAAGGAGGUAAAAUUAUGAGCUCUUUCACCAAAUGAGUUGGAAUCUGAAAAACAAGAUGGAAACAAAAAGAGACAGUACUGACAAACCAAAUUUAAAGCUGAGAAGAAAUAGAGUAUCUUAUAAUAAGGAUGGAUAAUAACGCUCCAUGAAGAAAAAAGGCUAGAGUGUUUAUCUACCAUUUAGAAUAAGGACUUCAAUAUUUUUUAUUUUUUUAAGUUCAAAAACAUCAACAGGCUCACAGAAUCCCUAGAAA